Gryllus bimaculatus (two-spotted cricket) is the source of this 335-nucleotide messenger RNA. The record is from the annotation of a GenBank genome assembly. Lineage: Eukaryota; Metazoa; Arthropoda; Insecta; Orthoptera; Gryllidae.
AUGGAGAGCGAUGGAUUGGAACAAGAUUUGAUUGUGUCUAAAGAAAUUUAUCUCCGUGGAAGUGGUUUUGUGCGGAUGAGCGGCCUACGGCCCCUGUGGACAAUGACUGAGUCUCCGCAGCUCGACUAUUAGCGGCGCCGCCACCGCCGCCCCUCCGUCGCCUGCUGGCCACCCCGCGCCCGAGACGAUCUCGCCAGCGGAAGGGUUACUGCGCCCGUCACCAUCGCCGCUGUCACCAUUGUGCUGCUGCCGUCACCAUUGAAGGCUCGACGCCCCCGGUGCAGCUGACGACCACACCGCAACUCCUUCAUUGCAGUUCGCAACUCCAAUACUCU